This is a messenger RNA of Balaenoptera ricei (Rice's whale), 1335 nucleotides long. Its product is annotated as peptidyl-prolyl cis-trans isomerase FKBP4-like. The record is from RefSeq and is a predicted model, not a curated record. Gene Ontology annotation, molecular function: peptidyl-prolyl cis-trans isomerase activity; protein binding. Lineage: Eukaryota; Metazoa; Chordata; Mammalia; Artiodactyla; Balaenopteridae.
AUGACCGCCGAGGGGCCGAAGGCUGCCGAGAGCCGGGCGCAGUCGGCGCCGCUGCCCCUCGAGGGCGUGGACCUCAGCCCCAAGCAGGAUGAGGGCGUGCUUCAGGUCCUCGAGCGAGAGGGCACAGGCACAGAGAUGCCCAUGAUCGGGGACCGAGUCUCUGUCCACUACACGGGCUGGCUGUUCGAUGGCACCAAGUUCGACUCCAGCCUGGACCGCAAGGACAGAGUCUCCUUCGACCUGGGGAAAGGGGAGGUCAUCAAGGCUUGGGCUAUUGCUGGAGCGACCAUGAAGGAGGGGGAAGUGUGCCACAUCCCCUGCAAGCCAGAAUACGCCUACGGUUCUGCGGGCAGCGCUCCCGAGAUCCCUCCCCAGGCCACGCUUGUGUUCCAGGUGGAGUGGCGCCGUCGUGGAGGUUGCACUGGAAGGUACUCCAGAGACCAGAUCUUUGACCGCCGGGAGGUCGGCGAGGCCGAGAGUGUGGAUCUGCCUUGUGGGCUGGAGAAAGCCAUUCAGCGCAAGGAAAAAGGAGAACAUUCCAUUGUGUGUCUCAAGCCCAGCUAUGCUUUUGGCAGUGUUGGGAAGGAAAAGUUCCAGAUCCCCCCAAAUGCUGAGCUGAAGUAUAUACUCAAGAGUUUUGGGAAGGCCAAGGAGUCCCAGGAGAUAAGUUCAGAGAAGCUGGAGCAGAGCACCAUAGUGAAGGAGCGGGGCACCGUGGGCUUCCGGGAAGGCAAGUACAAGCGAGCUCUGCUGCGGUACAAGACGACUGUGUCCUGGCUGGAAUUCGAGUCGACUUCCUCUAAUGAGGACGCACAGGAGGCGCAGGCCCUUCGGCUGGCCUCGCACCUCAGCCGCAUGUGUCAUGUGAAGCGGCAAGCCUUGUCUGCUGCCGCUGAAAAUUGUAACAAGGCCCUGGAACCGCACAGCAACCAUGAGAAGGGCCUUUUCCGCCAGGGAGAGGCCCACCUGGCGGUGAACGGCUUUGACUUGGCACGGGCUGACUUCCAUAAGGUCCUGCAGCUCUACCCCAGCCGCAAAGCUGCCAAGGCCCAGCAGCGGAUCCGCAAGGAGCUUGAAUGGGAGAAGAAGCUCUAUGACAACAUAUUUGAGAGGCUAGCUGGGGAGGAGAGCAAGGCCAAGGCCACGGUCGCUGCAGGAGACCAGCCCGCUGACACGGAGGUGAAGGACGGGCCGAAGAACCGUGUGGCAGGAGGCCAGCCUCAGGUGGAGGCAGAACUGUGGCCUUGCCCAGCCCUGCUCCCGGCUGCCUGCCCCCCAGCUCCCUACCCCACAGCUCCCUACCCUACUCCCCCCUGUUGGUUCUGUAAAAACUGA